AACUUUCGACAGCCUUUAGUACAGAGUGAGAAUAUUUCAAGAGAAGUGAAGUUUGGCCAAGCACAGCUAGCCGCUCCGCUGCCCUCUUACUAACACAGUGGCGGGCUGCUGUAACACCGUUUGGGCUCUUUUGGACUUUUAGGCACGCAGGCUUGACUAUGGAGGUCGUCCGGGCAUUUUUGUGUGUGCUGUCCGUGUUUGUCGCUCUAGUCUCGGAGAGGUUUGCGGUGGUGGCUGCCUUCUCUCAGGCUCUGGACAGCGACUUCACAUUCACUCUACCCGCCGGUCGAAAGGAGUGUUUCUACCAGACCAUGAAGAAAGAUGCCUCACUGGAGAUUGAAUAUCAGGUAUUAGAUGGUGCAGGUCUCGAUGUAGAUUUCUUCAUCUCCUCUCCCUCUGGCCAAGUGCUGUUCAGUGACUACCGCAAGUCAGAUGGGGUGCACACUGUUGAAACUGAGGAUGGAGACUACAUGUUCUGCUUUGACAAUACGUUCAGUGCCGUCUCUGAGAAGAUCAUCUUCUUUGAGUUGAUCCUGGACAACAUGGACACAGAUGAAGACCCAGAUGACUGGAAGGAGUAUGUUCAUGGAAUAGACACGCUGGAUAUGAAGCUGGAAGACAUUAUGGACACCAUCAACAGCGUGAAGGCUCGCCUGGGCAAAAGUGUACAGAUCCAGACGGUGUUGCGGGCGUUUGAGGCUCGUGACAGAAACAUCCAGGAGAGUAAUUUUGACAGGGUGAACUUUUGGUCGGUGGUAAAUCUCAUUGUUAUGAUGUUGGUAUCGGCUGUUCAGGUUUACCUAGUCCGCUCACUGUUUGAGGAUAAAAGGAAAAUUCGUACGUAACACUGCCCUACAUGGAGGAACAGAGAGAGAAACUAACGCACUUGCCCGCAGAUACCUUUGGGAUGUUUUUCAGCUGAUCUCUUGGCUUGGGACUCUUAAAACAAGAUGUUGUCUACACACAUACAGAUGCAUGCACAAAAACACAGACAUAUUGACAUUCUCAGUAACAAAUUUGCCACAGUUGUUGCUCUGACCUUCAGUCCACUGGAGUUUGAGGGACAGCAGGAGUCCCUGGUUUGGAUCAGGAACUUAGAACUGUCAGCCCCUCUACUUUGUAACCUCAGUCUCUUUAUUACAGAAGAGUCUCUUUGUCUUUAAAACUUGUAAAUUGUUUUAUAGUCCUUCAUCGCUGCUGUGAGUCUUCAAAGAAAGUGACAUGACUGGCAGGCUAAUGAUGUGACUAUUUCAGCUGCAAAUAGCAAAAAUGUCCCUUUUUCUUUGGAUGUUUUUAUUUAAGUUGAACUAAAUGAAGAAAGGGUAUGGUGAAGAAUUUGAUUCAUUUCUGCCAAACAGGAGUGGGACAUGGAACUAGUCUGUCAGUAUGUCUUCCCAUAUUUUAGCUACUCUCAAAAAUGUACCUUUGUAUGUCACAAAGAUGCCUUAGUGUUUCGCAUUUAGCUGCCAGCCUUUUGCCAGUCUGUGAGGCCUUUGAAUUUUUCUCCCAUUGACAUGAACCUUUAUGUUGUUAACAGAAAAUCAGUCACACUUUCUCUGUCAUGCCAAUUCUGGAAAGUCAGGUCAAGUGAGGUAGGGCCACUUUGUUAUGGCUGCUCUUUGGCAUCCAUUGGACCACGGAGUAGGAAGUGGGAGAAACAGAAAUGGAACAUCUUCAAAUCUCUACCCUCACUGGGACGUCUGCCAUGGCCCGUGGACUUGUAACCUAAAUGGCUGCCAGCUCCACUACCCUCCGCUGUGAAGCCUCACGGCUGCUGGCGGGUGUCUGUUUACAAGCCACCUCCUGCGUGAAGAUGUUGAGCCUGCCUGUUUCUCUGGUGACAGAAGUCUAUUUCUAUCUUACUGACACCUGCAAGGUCAUUACCACUACUACAUGGGUGCACUGCUCAGUUUAAUAUGCACAAGCCAUUCACUGCCUUGGCUACAUCAGUAUUCUUUUUAAAUCUUAGUGUCUAUGUGUUUAAUCUGAAAUUCACAUUUUAUUAUCCAAGAUUACAAACUAACUUCUGAUCAUUGCACUGCGACUGAUGCCACAGAACAACAUAUUUCUUUUUUUGUUAUCAUAUUCUUAGAAUACACUUUAGCAUUUUGGGCCGUGAAGUGUUUAUUGGAUUAUCGGGGGCCCACCAGAAACGGGUCCAUAACUUGUCCUGAUUUGUGGGUGAAGGAGGGCUUUUCAGGAGGUUUUUAUCUCAUUGGUUGUUUGUAUUCUGUUAAGAUGCUGUGGUGACUGGCGACUAUAGUUGCUGAGGUUGUUUCUUUUAUUGGUAUUUACUGAGCUCCACAGUUGAAACCUGGUUGCUCACUGCCCUGUCUGGAAGCUCCGUGUUGCCACCAUCUGAAUUUUCCAUGUGCUGUUGGACACAGAUCGUACAGUGAGUUCAUGCCUUCCUAUUUUAACAACCUUAUGAAAGUGCUGUAAAACUAAACUCUGAGCAAUCUAGUAUUUUUAAAACAAUAUAGUUUUGCUAUACAGUAUGUGUGUGUGUAUAUCACACUGAGUAUUGUGAGUGACUGCAAUAACACAUAGGAUAUGUGGUUGUGAGAAAUGGUCAUCCUCUGCCUCAGUUUUACUGCUUAUUACCAUCCUCUAUUCCUCUGUCCAGCUACUCUCACUGUGAUAUGAAGCGUUUAAUGUAAGUGCUGUAUAUUGAGAUUCUGUAAAUUGUAUAAGUGAUGGAUUAGUAAUAUAAAGUUACAACUGAAACUGGUUUUCUUCAGAGUUCUACAAAAAUAAAAGUCUACAACAUUUUUAAAUGUAUUUCUAUGUUACUGAGUAGGAGACUGUUCAAGUUUCUGAUGCAACAGCCACACUGUCUUUGAAAAAUAUUUCUUAUCACCCUGAUGGAGCAGUGGGGAAGAGUGAAUGUGACGGUGUAUGGUAUUUAUUCAACUGAUGUUCUGUAGUUCUAAAUGUGUAUAAAUUAAACAAUCUUAUGUUUUUCUGA
Molecule: messenger RNA, 2968 nt
Organism: Toxotes jaculatrix (banded archerfish)
Lineage: Eukaryota; Metazoa; Chordata; Actinopteri; Toxotidae
Gene: tmed5
Product: transmembrane p24 trafficking protein 5
Exons: 4
Coding region: 159-845 (228 amino acids)
Biological process (GO): intracellular protein transport; Golgi organization; endoplasmic reticulum to Golgi vesicle-mediated transport
Cellular component (GO): COPII-coated ER to Golgi transport vesicle; Golgi apparatus; endoplasmic reticulum
Source: RefSeq, a predicted model, not a curated record